UUGAGGUGGAGACCCACGGCACGCCUGCCGCUUAAAACAACUCACAAACAGUCCUCAAGCUGACACUUUGUUGAGUGGGGAAAAAAGGAGGAGCUGUGGUGUCCGUUUAUUCACCCCGUUCCACCCUUUGACACCUUCUGUCUUAGUUUUUCCUCUCUUUGUUAAUACUGUUAGUUAGUAGGUUAGUUCAAAACCAUGUAUAGGUGUCUGGGGGAGCUCGUCACCCGCGCGCUGGCCUCGGGAUGCGUUGACUCCGCUUUGCCUGCUUCAGCGACUCUCACGCGGAUCCGCCGUUACAGCGAAGCCGUGGGAGAGAAAGACGAUGACCCGAACUUCUUUAGGAUGGUCGAGGGUUUCUUCGACCGCGGAGCUUCUAUCGUGGAGGACAAACUCGUGCACGAUCUCAAGACGAGAGAAACGCCCGAGCAGAAGAGACACCGAGUGCGGGGGAUCCUCAAGAUCAUCAAGCCCUGCAACCACGUCCUGUCCGUGUCAUUCCCCAUCAAGAGAGACAACGGGGAGUGGGAGAUGAUCGAGGGCUAUAGAGCUCAACACAGUCAGCACAGGACCCCGUGUAAAGGAGGUAUCCGUUACAGCACAGAGGUGUCGGUGGAUGAGGUGAAAGCCCUUGCCUCACUAAUGACAUACAAAUGUGCAGUUGUAGAUGUGCCUUUUGGAGGAGCUAAAGCGGGGGUGAAAAUUAACCCAAAGAAUUACUCCGACACAGAACUGGAGAAGAUUACAAGAAGAUUUACUAUUGAGUUGGCUAAAAAGGGCUUCAUUGGGCCUGGCAUUGACGUCCCCGCACCGGACAUGAGCACUGGAGAAAGGGAAAUGUCCUGGAUCGCUGACACAUAUGCUAACACAAUGGGCCAUCAUGAUAUCAAUGCUCAUGCCUGUGUUACCGGUAAGCCCAUCAGUCAGGGUGGAAUCCAUGGGCGUAUAUCUGCCACUGGCCGUGGUGUCUUCCAUGGCAUUGAAAACUUUGUCAAUGAGGCUGCUUACAUGAGCCAGCUGGGCCUGAGCCCGGGGUUUGGAGACAAGACAUUUGUCAUUCAGGGUUUUGGUAAUGUGGGCCUGCACUCCAUGCGUUACCUGCACCGUUAUGGAGCAAAGUGUGUGGGUGUCGGAGAGCUGGAUGGAAGCAUCUGGAACCCUAACGGCAUUGAUCCCAAAGAACUGGAAGACUAUAAGCUAGCCAAUGGCACUAUUGUUGGCUUUCCUAAUGCCACCCCCUAUGAAGGCAGCAUCUUGGAAGCUGAGUGUGAUAUUCUGAUCCCUGCUGCAAGUGAGAAACAGCUUACAAAGAAAAACGCCAACAAUAUCAAGGCCAAGAUCAUUGCUGAAGGAGCUAAUGGUCCCACUACCCCUGAAGCUGACAAGAUAUUCCUAGAGAGGAAUAUCAUGGUGAUCCCUGACAUGUACCUGAAUGCUGGAGGUGUGACAGUCUCCUACUUUGAGUGGCUGAAGAACCUAAACCACGUCAGUUAUGGCAGACUGACCUUCAAAUACGAAAGGGACUCAAACUACCAUCUCCUUAUGUCUGUCCAGGAGAGUCUGGAAAGGAAGUUUGGGAAACAUGGUGGAGCCAUACCUAUUGUUCCCACAUCGGAAUUUCAAGAGAGGAUUGCUGGAGCUUCUGAAAAGGACAUUGUGCAUUCUGGAUUGGCUUACACAAUGGAGCGAUCUGCCAGACAAAUCAUGCGCACAGCCAACAGGUAUAACCUUGGGCUAGACCUGAGGACAGCGGCCUACGUCAACGCCAUUGAGAAAGUCUUCAAAGUGUACCAUGAGGCUGGCCUUACCUUCACAUAGAUGGUAGUAUUAUUUACCCGACUCUAUAUCUGAGUCUGUUCAUCUGCACAGACCCGAGGUAUAUCACUUAACCCCUCAGCUCCUCACGUUUACAUUUUAUAUGACAUAAAUAUAUAUAUGUCAUAUCAUUUAUGCAUGUGAUUACCAAUAAGCAUCUUUAGAAUUAUCUGGUCUUUUCUAGUUUAUCAUCCUUUCAAAUAUUCAUGGCUUUUAGAAAAGCUUUAGAGCCAAAGUCUGUUUAAUUUUCCACAUUUCGCCACGAAACACUGAUCAGUUGUACCUUAUUUUAAAGCUAUUUUGUAAUGUUUUCUUCAGGUCAAUGAAGUUGCUGCGUAUUGAAAACACAUUAAGCCUUAGAGUCACAGCCACACACUGUUGAUUCUCAUGCCAGUUUCUAGGAUUUCUAGUUGGUUACUUUAUUCCCCACCCAUUUUGACACAAUUAUGGUCAAGCGGGAAAGGGAUGCAGGAUGAAUCUCAGGCUUUUUAUAUCUGUUACCAAAAUGUUGCACAUAAAUAUCUGCUUUUGCUGCUCCUUGGAACAGUUUUCAGUGAUAACAAAAAGCUUCCUUUGUUUUUUUUUAUUUUUAAUUUCUUAAUAAUAUGCAAACGGUAGGGCAUAUAUUUGGGAGCAAAUGUUUAUUUUCAUCGCAAUAUUAGCAUUUAAUAUGAAACAGCCUUUGGGAAAAAAAUGACUUUGUAUUGCCUUUUUAAAUGGUCUACAAUUAAUAAAAUGUAAAUGAAAAUGUGCAGUGUGUCAGCUGAUUUACUGGGUUAAUUGUAUUUGUACUUUGAAAUCUUUUAAAAUAUUGACAGAAAAAAAGUAA
Sinocyclocheilus grahami is the source of this 2641-nucleotide messenger RNA. RefSeq names its product glutamate dehydrogenase, mitochondrial-like. NCBI's taxonomy places the organism in Eukaryota, Metazoa, Chordata, Actinopteri, Cypriniformes, Cyprinidae. Gene Ontology annotation, molecular function: L-glutamate dehydrogenase (NAD+) activity. Gene Ontology annotation, biological process: L-glutamate catabolic process. The transcript is spliced from 13 exons. The coding region runs from base 196 to 1815 and encodes 539 amino acids. The record is from RefSeq and is a predicted model, not a curated record. Gene Ontology annotation, cellular component: mitochondrion.